Messenger RNA from Selaginella moellendorffii, 981 nucleotides. Its product is annotated as enoyl-[acyl-carrier-protein] reductase, mitochondrial-like. The record is from RefSeq and is a predicted model, not a curated record. NCBI's taxonomy places the organism in Eukaryota, Viridiplantae, Streptophyta, Lycopodiopsida, Selaginellales, Selaginellaceae. Bases 1 to 981 code for a protein of 326 amino acids. The transcript has 5 exons.
AUGACAAUUGAGGAGGGUUCUUCACGAGUGGUAGGCCUGAUGGACAGGGGAUUGAAUAAGGUCUCGGUGUGCCAAGUCGCGACUGUGCAAACUCCAAAGCCCGGGCCAGACGAGGUGCUGCUCAAGAUUCUCUGCCGCCCCGUCAAUCCUUCCGAUGUGGUCUCGUUGAUGGGCAUCUAUCCAGGCGACUACAAGUUCCCGUAUGUCCCUGGCUUUGAAGGAAUGGGAACGAUUCACGAGCGGGUGUUCCACACUGGACACGGAGGAACUUGGCAAGAGUUCAUGGUAACUUCGCCGAGGAACUUGACAUUGGUGCCGGAUUCCAUCUCGGAUGAAGUUGCUGCACAGUACUACGUGAAUCCGUGGACAGACUGCGGCCGCAUCUGUCCUUGGGAGAAUGUUUAUCCAAAUCGCUCGUCACCAAGGCAUCAAGGUGAUCUUUGCUCUUCUUUUGAAACUGCUGGUGAUUUCUCAAGUUCCAUCCAACAGACAAUCAACUUGGUUAGGCGAAACGAGCAAAAGGAAGAGCUUAAAGCGCUCGGGGCCGACGUAGUGAUCAACUUCAAAGAGGAAAACGUACUCAAGAUCGUGAGAGAGCUUGUGAGCACGACAGUGAGGGACGAAGGCACCAUCUUGGUGUACGGGCUCUUGGACGGCGAGGACAUCAGCGCAAACCCUCCAGACGUGAUCUUUAGGCACGUCCGCGUUCGUGGCUUCCACUUGACCCGCUGGAUCGCGAAGAUCGGCGUCCCCGAGCAAAAGAAGCUCGGUGCGAAGAUCUGGGAGCUCCUGGAGAAGAAGGUGAUCACUCCAUUGACAGGGGAGAAGCUCCCGCUGGAGAAGAUCCAGGAAGCCAUCGUCAAGAGCCAGGUAAGAGAAGAAUUCCUUCCAUUGAGACUUCGAAAUAACAGUCCGAAGCUUAUGAACAAAAUAAUUCCUUCUUCUUGCAGACACCAGCGAGAGGUGGAAAGAUUCUCCUAA